AUGUACCGAGACCUUCGUGAGUUAUAUUGGUGGCCUGGUCUUAAGCGUGAAGUUGCUGAUUUUGUAAGUAAGUAUUUAACUUUCCAGCAAGUGAAGGCUGAACAUCAGUUACCUUCAGGGUUGUUACAACCAGUUAAAAUUCCACUUUGGAAGUGGGAGAGAGUAACUAUGGACUUCGUUAGUGGGCUACCCCUAACACUUACUAAGAAGGAUGUGGUAUGGGUUGUAGUGGAUCGGUUGACCAAGUCAGCCCAUUUCAUACCAGUUCGUACUAAUUACUCUUUGCAGAAGUUGGCUAAACUGUGUCGUACUCCUUCGUGUUGGACUGAGUUGGGCGAACGACGUGUUUUAGGCCCUGAAUUGGUUUCUGAUACCGAUGAUAAAGUUAGAGUAAUUCGAGAUCGACUGAAGGCGGCAUCUGACAGACAGAAGUCGUAUGCGGAUUUGAAGCGCAAGGAGAUUGAGUAUUCUGUGGGGGACUUCGUCUUUCUUAAGGUCUCGCCAUGGAAGAAGGUAUUAAGAUUUGGACGGAAGGAGUUAGAUCAGAUUCAUGAUGUGUUCCACGUCUCUAUGCUAAGGCAUUAUCGCUCUGAUCCCACACAUGUGGUUUCGACUGAGGAGAUUGAGGUUAUACCGGACCUGAAUUUUGAGGAGGAACCAGUUCAGAUUUUAGAUCGUAAUGUGAAAAUUUUGAGGAAGAAGUCUAUCCCACUCGUUAAGGUGCUUUGGCACAAUCACAGUUCAGAAGAGGCCAUGUGGGAACCCGAAGAGGUGAUACGACAGCAAUACCCUUAUCUUUUUUGA
Messenger RNA from Gossypium raimondii (Peruvian cotton), 804 nucleotides. RefSeq lists its product as uncharacterized. The record is from RefSeq and is a predicted model, not a curated record. NCBI's taxonomy places the organism in Eukaryota, Viridiplantae, Streptophyta, Magnoliopsida, Malvales, Malvaceae. Gene Ontology annotation, molecular function: nucleic acid binding. Bases 1 to 804 code for a protein of 267 amino acids. The transcript is spliced from 3 exons.